GGCACCUUGAAGGCCCAGAAAGAAGGGAAAGACAGAAAGAUGCCUUUUGGUCAUUUAAAGAGCUAAGAGUUAACAGUGCGAAAGGGGAGGAACCAAUAACGUUGCAGCCUUUCCUCCAGUUCUCUCUUCCACCUGGAGUGAUAGAUGUCCUUUAGCACAAGUGGAGCAAAAUCUGCAGGGUGGAAAACCAGAAUUCAGCCAGAAUUCGAAGAUAUUGAUCCAUGCUCUGGCCUCUACUUUAAGCAGUCCUGCUUCCAGACGUAGGACAGCACUGGGCACACACCAGGAUACCUGAAAAAUGUUCCUCAGGAACGUAGAUUGCAGUUUCCAGCUUAGAGAAGUUGGAGUAUGUGCCAAGUUAAGCUCCAUAAAGGAGCUGUGCUCGUAGUUUGGCCAAAAAGAAUUUUAUUGCUGAGGGGAUAAAUUCGGCAUUCCUGGAGUGCUGGAAAGAUUGGAUUGCUCGUGCAUUUUUGUGUGCAUUCUACCUUACAUAUUAUCUGUGUGUACCCCUUCUGCCUGAGGACUGGAAUAUUAUGCCAAGAUAAAUCCAUUAGCCAUGGAAGCUGAAGAGACGAUGAACUGCAUUCAGGAAUUUCCAGAUCAUUAUAAAGUAAUUUUGGACAGACUGAAUGAACAGCGAGAGAAGGAUCAGUUCACAGACAUCACUCUGAUUGUGGAUGGGCAUCAUUUUAAAGCUCAUAAAGCUGUUCUUGCUGCUUGCAGCCAGUUUUUCCACAAAUUCUUUCAAGACUUCACUCAGGAGCCGCUAGUAGAGAUAGAAGGUGUCAGUAACAUGGCAUUUCGUCACUUAAUUGAGUUCACUUACACCGCCAAGCUAAUGGUCCAAGGAGAAGAAGAAGCAAAUGAUGUCUGGAAAGCAGCUGAGUAUCUUCAGAUGUUAGAAGCCAUUAAAGCACUUGAAAUCAGGAACAAAGAAAAUUCAUUGCCACUUGAAUCAAAUCAGGCACAAGAUAAAAAUAAAGCCAAAAAGAGGAAGAUAGCGGAGACCUCUAAUGUUAUCACUGAAACAUUACCUUGUGCAGAAUCGGAGCCUGUUGAAAUCGAGGUAGAGAUUGCAGAAGGGGCUAUUGAUGUGGAAGAAAAUAACAUCGAGGCGCUUGAGGAGGUAGCUUCUGCUGAACAGUCUAUAAAGUACAUACAGACCACGGGUACUUCAGAUGAGUCUGCUUUGGCCCUUCUGGCAGAUAUCACCAGCAAGUUCCGCCAUGGGGAAAGAAAAAGUGACAUUCAGGAGGAGUGCGACAGUGCGUCCGAUCCGACAGGCAAACAGAUUGAAGGCAUCGAGAUCAUGGAACUCCAGCUGUCGCAUGUCAACAACCUCUUCCACUGUGAAAAGUGUAACCGUUCAUUUAAAUUGUUUUACCACUUUAAGGAACACAUGAAAACGCACUCCACUGAAAAUUACAAGUGUGACCUAUGCAACAAAAGGUACCUGCGUGAAAGUGCAUUGAAGCAGCACCUUACUUAUCACCACCUUGAUGAAGCUGGAGCCAACAAGAAACAAAGACCUGGCAAAAAAAUACACGUCUGUCAGUACUGUGACAAACAAUUUGACCACUUUGGUCAUUUUAAAGAGCAUCUUCGGAAACACACAGGUGAAAAGCCAUUUGAGUGUCCAAACUGCCACGAACGAUUUGCUCGGAACAGCACGCUCAAAUGUCACCUGACGGCAUGCCAGUCCGGUGCUGGCGCUAAAAAGGGGCGGAAGAAACUUUAUGAAUGUCAGGUCUGCAACAGUGUGUUUAACAGCUGGGAUCAAUUCAAAGAUCAUUUGGUAAUACACACAGGUGACAAGCCCAACCACUGUACCUUAUGUGAUGUGUGGUUUAUGCAAGGCAGUGAACUAAGGAGGCAUUUGCAAGAAAUUCACAAUAUUUCUGAGCGAAUAGUGACUGACGACAUUCUUCCUGACAGCGAUCCAGUAGCAUCCAUGACUAUCAUAGAGCAGGUUGAACAAGUCCACGUGUUGCCCGUCAUUCAGGUCCAGGUGGACCCAGCACAAGUGACUGUAGAGCAGGUACACCCAGAUUUGAUACAGAAUAAUCAAGUGAAAGCUGAACAAAUAGCAGAGUUACAAGAGCAGGUGGAGAUAAGCUACUUGGAAGUAGAGCACAUUCAGACUGAAGAAGGAACUGAAGUGCAUAUGGAGGAGCUUGAUGUGGAACACGUAAACCAGUUACAAAUGGAAGAGGUCCAGGCACAGCUUAUAGAGGAAACUGAUCUAGAACGAGUAGGAUCGGAACCCACAGAUCAAGGAGAACUGGAAGCAAGCACCCCUGCUCAGGUGGAAGCAGCACACACAGCAGAUCAUGAAGAAUCUGAUGAUUUAAAAACUCAGCCAAUAGUGGAUGUGCAAGAGGAAAAAGUGUAGACUUGGGAAAUGUUGACUGCAUUAGCUGUGAUUUGAAAAAUGUAAUACCAAAUUAUUUUUGUUAAUUUUCUUGUUUGACUUUUUGCACCACUGAUAGAUGGUUCUCUUAUAUGGAUGCCCUUAGGAAUGUGCACAGGUGGACCAAAGUUGGGAGAUUUGAUUAAACUGCCCUUCUUGUACUUUGGGGAGUGAGGGAGGGAACCCUCCCACACACUUUAUUUACAAAGGGGGAGGACAAAUUACCAUGGAACAAAGUCUGUUAAAGAGAUGGACAGCUCUGUGUGAAGUUUAAUUGUAAAGUUUCCAUAGGUUGUACCAUUAGUUUAUGCUGUUGUCAUUGUCUGAGACUUCUGAAGCAAGUCCUGUUCUCCUUGCAGAAUAUGAGUUUAGAGUUAAAACUAUGAGGUUACAACAUUCAUAUGGAUUAUCUAAGGACAGUUGAGUGACCUGUUUAGAAACUUCAAGUAACUUUUUUUUUCCUUUCCCCUUCAGUAUAUUUCAGUAGCUGCAAUCCUUGUUUGUUUAUGUUCUUAAGUUUAACCACUGCCAUCUUAACCUAGAAAUUGAUUAGUUCGGAGGUAGAGGGUGCUAUUUGUGUGUGUGGUUUGGGGUUUUUUUUUUUUUCCUUGCAUAAAAAGAGAAACUCUUGUGCCUUCUCACAACUAAGUAAUUAAACUUCCACAAAGCUUCUAGGAUAUUUACAAAGCUAAUGCAGAAAAGACAAUGUAGAUAUUGCUGUAUAGUGCUUUGUAAUUUUGCUUACAAUUCUCAGCUACCGGGUUUUUUUGUUUUUUGUUUUCGUAUUAAAUAAACUUAGGGGAAAGGAAACAAAUUCAACACUGGCAAUUUUUUUAAAAGGGCCAAUUAUAAUAGGAAAAUUUCAGCUGCACGAUAGCAAGGUAUAAGUUGGCUGAAAGGUUGCACUGGCAUCUUAUCACCAGAUUUUUUAUUUUUUAGAAAAAAAGGUACAUUUUAUAUUUAAAAAAAUUGCAUUAAAAAAAAUACAAAGUAAAUAUGUCUACUCAAUGCAUCAGGCUACUGUUUAUUAUUUAAAAUUUUUUGACUCUUUACAGAAAGAUCUUGUGCUCAAAAGAUGGGGGGAAAUCAACUUAAAAGCCAUAGGUAUGAGUGUUUUAACUGUGGAUUUAUACAAGUAGGAGUGUAAAUAUUUUAAUCAGUAUUAUUGGACAAUAAAACAGUACCAACAACAAACUCUCAA
Hemicordylus capensis (graceful crag lizard) is the source of this 3611-nucleotide messenger RNA. RefSeq names its product zinc finger protein 131 (gene ZBTB35). The record is from RefSeq and is a predicted model, not a curated record. The coding region runs from base 557 to 2392 and encodes 611 amino acids. Gene Ontology annotation, molecular function: protein binding; DNA-binding transcription factor activity, RNA polymerase II-specific; RNA polymerase II cis-regulatory region sequence-specific DNA binding. Gene Ontology annotation, biological process: regulation of transcription by RNA polymerase II. Gene Ontology annotation, cellular component: nucleus. NCBI's taxonomy places the organism in Eukaryota, Metazoa, Chordata, Lepidosauria, Squamata, Cordylidae. The transcript has 8 exons.